AUGGCGGGACGCUGGCUGCGACAGACGGCGUCGCCCGCUAGGCUGUUACUCGUCACUAGCAGAUGGCUCACCGCCCUGCCGGUUCUGAUGACGGCAUUCCUCAUGCUUCCGGGCACGUUCCUAUUUCCGAAUCGGCAUCGACCGACUACCCUCGGUGUUGCCAUGACUGAUCUGGCGAUGGUCUCGUAUCGCGGGAUCCCCUUUUCAGGUCUCCGCGACCAUGACGGGCCAGUGAUGCUAUUCGACCUCUACUGGUUUCCCAAUGCCUUCGGGUGGGAGUGCCCCUUUUGUCCCCCGCACAUCCAGAACGGGUGGUACGUCCAUCUCGGCGGCGUCAUCUACGCCGGCCCGCGCAUAUCGUUCGAUCCGGUGGCAUACAUGCGCCAAGCCGCAGAUGACAUGCAGAUGCCUAAUGUCAUAUACGACUGCGUACCCUUGAACGGCAAGGUUGGACAUGAAAAGUGCGACAACUCUUUUUUCCAGGCCUUCGCGGACAACUACGAGUCCCGAUACAAACUCAAAGUCGCUUGGGCGCGGUUCAUUUGCUCCAUCUUUGCCUUAUUUUACGGGUCUAUGGUGAUGCUGAACGAGUGGUCCAUUGCCUAUCAACCUCGUCGCAUGAAGUGUACCUGUCGCUGGCGGUGGCUGAAGAAAUUCUGUGCUUAUCCGAAAGGCACAGACGAAGAGAUGGAGGCUCUCGGUGAGAAUGCGUGGGAUCAUGUACGUCUUGGGGCAUACGGCAAGGCCUUUGUAUUCUUCUUCAUUUCCGCUUCCUACGAUCUCUGGUGCGCGAGGUCAUUCGUCAGUUAUCUUGCUGCGGUGGACGAAACUUUCCCGGACGAUCAACGCAUGAAUCCUCGUCUGGGGCGACCGUUCCUUUUCUUCUCUUGGGUCAACGUGGUCAUGGCGGGGGUUGCGACUCUCUUGAUUUUCAAAAGGCGACAGGUGACUGGAAACCCAAAAUACCGGGGAGAGCAGCUACAAGGCGACACCCUGGCCGAGGAGGCGCAACCUUUGCAUAGCAUAGAGCUAGGCGAUGAAGUAGAGCAAGGAUUUUCUGACGAGCAAGAUGAGGAUGGCGUUCUACAGACCUCAUCCAACAGGAUCAGGUUGUAG
Colletotrichum higginsianum IMI 349063 is the source of this 1116-nucleotide messenger RNA. RefSeq lists its product as uncharacterized. Lineage: Eukaryota; Fungi; Ascomycota; Sordariomycetes; Glomerellales; Glomerellaceae. The transcript has 2 exons. The coding region runs from base 1 to 1116 and encodes 371 amino acids. The record is from RefSeq and is a predicted model, not a curated record.